AUGAGUUACUCCAAGUUUGACCUUACUUUUAAAAUAGGUCAAUAUCUAGAUCGGCAUCUAGUUUUUCCUCUACUAGAGUUCUUAGCAGCAAAAGAGACAUAUGAUCAAUCUGAGCUACUACAGGCUAAGUUGGAAAUCCUAAGUAAAACCAACAUGAUAGAUUAUGUGAUUGAUAUAAGGAAAAUGUUGUAUCCUGAUGAAGACACACCUGAGGAAAUUAAAUCACGCAGAGGUGUUGUUUUGUCACAAUUGCAAGAAUUACAAGAUGCUGUAGAGCCAGUGCUUCGGUUAAUGCAAAGAGAUGAUGUCAUGAAGACAGUUGAGACCAUGAGGGAUCCUAAAACUCUUAUAAAUUACUUGACAACUAAUAAGGAGUUUGAGUUCAAAAUUGAUAUGAUCGACAGUAUGUAUCGCUUGGCCAAAUACAGAUAUGAAUGUGGUAAUUAUGUGGAGUCUGCAUCAUACCUAUACUUUUGCCAAUUGGUGAUGUCCCCUACAGAAAAGAAUUACUUGCCUGUACUUUGGGGGAAGUUGGCUAGUGAAAUUCUAGUCCAAAACUGGGAUGGAGCUUUAGAUGAUUUGAACAAGCUUCGUGAAUUCAUCGAUAAUGGUGCGGGAGGCGCCACUGCUACUAAUAUGCAAGCAUUGCAACAACGUACCUGGCUGGUCCACUGGUCACUAUUUGUGUUCUUCAACCACGCCAAGGGACGUGACCUAAUUAUUGAAACAUUCUUAUACAGACCCUUGUACUUGAACGCUAUUCAAACCAUGUGUCCUCACAUUCUUCGUUACUUAGCAACAGCAGUCAUUAUCAAUCGUUCACGUAGAAAUGCUCUGAAGGAUCUUGUUAAGGUCAUCCAACAGGAAGCCUACACAUACAGGGAUCCCAUCACUGAGUUUAUUGAACAUCUGUAUGUGAAUUUUGAUUUUGAAGCAGCUCGUAGGAAGUUAAAUCAGUGCCAAGCUGUACUUUCAACAGAUUUCUUCCUCAUUGCUUGUUUGGAGGAAUUCGUUGAAAACGCCAGAUUGAUGAUUUUCGAAACUUUCUGCCGCAUCCAUCAAGUUAUCAGCAUAGGUAUGUUAGCAGAGAACUUGAGUAUGCAGCCAGAUGAAGCCGAAUGUUGGAUCGUGAACCUGAUCCGUAACGCGCGUUUGGACGCCAAGAUAGAUUCGAAAUUAGGGCAUGUGGUGAUGGGGGCUCAACCACUCUCUCCAUACCAGCAGCUUGUCGAACGUAUCGAUUCUCUUUCUGUACGCUCAGAAGCUCUAACGUCCUUGGUUGAAAGAAAACAGAAAGUGCGCACAGAUAUACGUUGGGGAGGUCAAGAAUUCUAA
Messenger RNA from Pieris macdunnoughi, 1335 nucleotides. NCBI's taxonomy places the organism in Eukaryota, Metazoa, Arthropoda, Insecta, Lepidoptera, Pieridae. The record is from the annotation of a GenBank genome assembly.